AUGAAGAAAGGGCGUGCGGCGAAGCAAUGCAAGAUGCGCAUGGCACAGGGUUGCCAGGUGGCCACCUUGCUGAAUUGCGCAGACAACAGCGGGGCUAAGAACCUCUACAUCAUUGCGGUGAUCGGGAUCGGAGGCCGACUCAACAAGCUUCCGAACUGCUCUCCCGGUGACCUCGUCCUCUGCAGUGUAAAGAAAGGCAAGCCUGAGCUCCGGAAGAAGGUGCUGAAGGGCGUGGUGAUCCGCCAGAAGAAAGCCUGGAGGCGCCGCGAGGGCGUCUACGUCUACUUCGAGGACAAUGCCGGCGUGAUCGUCAACGACAAGGGCGAGAUGAAGGGUUCGGCCAUCCAGGGCCCAGUGGCCAAAGAGUGUGCGGAGUUGUGGCCGAAGAUCGCAUCCUGCGCGCCUGCCAUCUGUUGA
Molecule: messenger RNA, 417 nt
Organism: Symbiodinium sp. CCMP2456
Lineage: Eukaryota; Dinophyceae; Suessiales; Symbiodiniaceae
Source: the annotation of a GenBank genome assembly